Gordionus sp. m RMFG-2023 is the source of this 456-nucleotide messenger RNA. Its product is annotated as TRAF3-interacting protein 1-like. Gene Ontology annotation, biological process: cilium assembly; regulation of microtubule cytoskeleton organization; intraciliary transport. Lineage: Eukaryota; Metazoa; Nematomorpha; Gordioida; Chordodea; Parachordodidae. The coding region runs from base 1 to 456 and encodes 151 amino acids. Gene Ontology annotation, molecular function: microtubule binding. The transcript has 4 exons. The record is from RefSeq and is a predicted model, not a curated record. Gene Ontology annotation, cellular component: axoneme; intraciliary transport particle B; centrosome.
AUGGCUGCUGUAAACUUCCCACAACUAGACAGUUGGGAUAUGAUAAUUAAAAGGACUCACGUAACUUUAGGAAAAAUCAUAAAAAAGCCUCCAUUAAAACCUGAAUUAUUACAGAAACCACCUUUCCGUUUCCUCUUCGACAUAAUUCAUGAAGUUAUAACUACUACUGGAUUCAUGCAAGGGUUAUACACGGAUAAAGAAUUAACCCACGGUUACUAUCAGGAUCUACCUACAAAGUCUUUAUUCUUGGAAAAAGCGUUAAUUUGUGUUAUAUUCACCAAGGGACAAACCCUCAGAGUGAAUCCGCUAAAAAUUUUAUGCGGGUUAGAACCGGAAAGAACCAAUGCUUUCCUACAAGCCCUAGGUAUAUGUCUAUUAGAAGGCUACGAUAGUACUACGGCUGUGCAAAGGGUUUUGUCGGGGGAGAGACCAUAUUUAUAUAAUCCAGUUAUAUAA